AUGAAACUGGCUGCUCUCCAUGUCCUUGAUAGGAAUGGAGUCGUCCGAAAAUUGACACAUUCAAGACCUGAUGCUCUUCCAUACCGAAUGAAGAGAUAUCGAGAGGUACACUCCACUGGAAGUUAUAUGACGAUGGAGUUUGAUGCCCAUCCUUCGACAAUGGAGUCGUUGCUAAAAGCUGUUGCUUUCGAGGAACAUGUUAUUAGGCAUAAUGUUAUAAAGCUGGGUGAUUCGGUGAAGAAGACAGCUUCGUUACGGCCUGAAACUAUAGGUGCAUCAUGA
Synchytrium microbalum is the source of this 282-nucleotide messenger RNA. RefSeq lists its product as uncharacterized. Lineage: Eukaryota; Fungi; Chytridiomycota; Chytridiomycetes; Synchytriales; Synchytriaceae. The record is from RefSeq and is a predicted model, not a curated record. Gene Ontology annotation, cellular component: mitochondrial small ribosomal subunit; ribosome. The coding region runs from base 1 to 282 and encodes 93 amino acids. The transcript is spliced from 2 exons. Gene Ontology annotation, biological process: translation. Gene Ontology annotation, molecular function: structural constituent of ribosome; small ribosomal subunit rRNA binding.